AUGAAUGCCUUCCGGUUUGGCCACAGCUACAUAGACCAUGUCUAUGUGUCACCUUGGGGAGCGUUUCUUGUGGGAGAGAUCUACAAUAUCCCAGUCGAUGUGCCAGGUUUCAUCAAAGCAGUUGCUCCAUACAGCUACUAUAUUGACAGAGGUGCACACGGGACAGUGUUCUACCAGACAUUUGAGUCCCCAGACCCAGAGCUAGACAGAGUCAGCGCUUUCGUGGAGUCCCAGACUGGAGUACUACCUUUCAAUGGCACCUCAAUGAUUGUAGGGGAAUGGAACCAAAUACACGUGGGGCUUUUUACUUCUGCCCUUACCAACACGUUUCAAGGGAUAAUAAUCACUAAUGAGACGACCUCCUUUGCCGUCUUCAUCUAUGAGUGUGGAGGUAUGGACUGGAGUGGAGCUGAUAUAGGCUGGGUCGGAUCGUUUUACCUCUAUGAGAAGCAUCCCUACGGGAAGACGGCUUAUUCUAAAGACAUGGGAUGCCGCUAUUCCACCACAUACAGUGCAAUUGUCUACAGACUGGACAGAGAAUGCACGCCGUUUGAGUUUCCUUGUGGUAACGGGUACUGCAAGAGUAUUGGUGAUGUGUGCAAUGGCAAUAAUGACUGUGGAGACAACAGCGAUGAAGCUAUUUGCAAUUACAUUUCGGAUUCAGGACAAACAAAUCCAAUCAGACUUAUCGUUGAUGGAGCUCCAUCCCCAACCAACGAAGGGACUGUGGAAAUGUAUUACAAAGGCAUAUGGGCCACCAUCUGCUAUGAAAACUGGGACUUCACUGAUGCCGAGGUGGCUUGCCGCAUGCUAGGGUUUAGGACCGCCAUCCAAGUCCACAGAUCUAUUUUCAGUCCAAACCGUGGAUAUGUUGUGGGUCUUGACUGUGUGGGGACAGAGAGUGAGCUGAGACAGUGCGGAUUCAGAGGCAUCCUGGUGGGCCGACAGUGUAGAUUUGGAUAUGCCGGUGGUGUCUCAUGUACCAGUGAGUUG
This is a messenger RNA of Geodia barretti, 993 nucleotides long. Lineage: Eukaryota; Metazoa; Porifera; Demospongiae; Tetractinellida; Geodiidae. The record is from the annotation of a GenBank genome assembly.